AUGAAUAAAAUAAAUGGAUCAAAAAUUGAUGAAAUAAGUAUAAAGAAAAGCAAUUGUGAAGCACAACAAGGAGCGCAAAUAAACAAUAACAACCAACUGAGAAGAGAAGAGGGGAAUUAUAAGAUGAGUAAAACUUUCAACAUUUCCAGUUACAAUUUAGAUUUAAUCAAAUGUUUGCAAAAUGAUUCCGGAAUUUACUUCAUUUUAGAUCCUUCCAAAGCCAUCAACGAUAAAAAAAGUUCCGAUGUGUAUGAUAUAUUUAUCCCUGAAAAUAGUGAUGGUGUUACAUUACAUGUACAAAAAGUAAAUGAGGAGUACAAGUGCAUAGGAGUGAGCAUAACAAAAAAGGGCAUUGACAUUAACACUGGCACUCGCAUCUUUAACACCAAGAUUGCCGACUGGCUGGAACAACUUUUUCACUUUAACAAAAGCUUGUCAGCGGGUAACCAGACCAGUGGUACUCAGCCCGGUGGUAACCUUGGUGCCCAUAGCGGCAGUAACACCGACGGCCAGGGCGACCGACUCAAACGUGUGUGUAGCAACAACUCUGCCACCGCAGAGAGCAACAACGUUAACCCGUCGCCCUCCACAAUCAUAAACAAUUGCAAUAACUCUGUUGGAGGCGGUGGAAACAAACAAGGCGUCACAAGCUACAACAGCGUGAGGCAUAUGUCUCCGCCAGGCAUGCAACAAGGACCAAUCACCAACCUAGUUAAAAAUACCAAGAGCAAUUUUGAAAAUUUUGAAAAUAACGAUAACUACAAUUCCACGGUGUGCAAUAAAAAAAUCAAUAAAAUGGUAAACCAGUCCAGUUGCAAUUUAAACCAAAACAACGGUACGAACAAUGUCGUAACGCACAUUGUACCCUCCACCAACUUGUCCAGUGGUACUCAGUCGAAGGACAAUAAUGGUAACAAUAAUAAUAACAACCCUUCGACUCACCCCCAUAUGCAACAGAUGCAACACGCAAAACAAAUCAGAUUGAAUCAGAUGAAUGCUAACCACGUACACAAAUCGCAUUUGCUACCAUACCACGGUUCGAAUUAUGAGGAGAAGAGUAGUAAACUGUAUAACAACGGAGGGGCAAGUGUUAAUGGUGCAAAUGUCAGCGGGGCCAAUGUUACUGGGGCAAAUGGCAGUAGUGUAAACAACAAAAAUGUGCUUAACGGAGCAGCGGCCAAUUUAGGUGCUGGGGGUAUGGGGUCGGGCAACGCGCAGGGGUCGUCUAACCUUAGUAGUGAACUCAUUAAGAAUAACAAACUGGGAUGUACGAAUAGACAGAAAAAUGUUAACCACCACGUGCAUAGCGGCCAUCAACAGCAUAGUCAUCAGUCAAGUCAUCAACAUGGUGGUGGUGAGUCCUUGUACAACGGGCAGAAUAUACAGAAUGCGCAAAAUGCACAUCCAAACAGUAGCCACGCCUAUAAUAAUAACAAGUCGCAACAACAUUCAUACCAUGAAAACUUGGGUUAUCGACCAACCUUAUUCAAUUUGCUUGAAGUUCUUGCAAAUCAUAAUAUUACUACACCGGAUCAGCGUGUGUGUAUAAGGGGGAUAGUAACAGAUUUUUUAAACAACGAAUUGCCUCAUGGAAAAAUAUAUGCAUAUAUCGGUGCUGUUGUUGGACACGAUAUUCUACAUGAUAUCAUAAGAAAACUGGAGAAGGAUCCCAAUCGAAAUGUUGUUCCUGAUGCUUCUGGUUUAGCAAGGAUUGAGGCUGCUUUUGGAUUGAGUAAAUCUUCAUAUGAUUUUAUGAACCACAGCUCAAAUAGCACAAGUGUUAAUAAUAUACCGAACGUUUUAUUUAACCAGAGAAAUUUAAAUAGUGCUCUUCUGAAUAACCAUAUUUAUUCUAACAUUCUAUCUAAUGUUGCGAGUAGCCAGUUAGGAAGUAGUAAUAAUAAUAACGGUGUUUUAAAUGCGGGUGGGGGGGGUACAAGUGGCAAUAAUGCCAAUGCGAACCCACGUAGUGCGGAUCGAAUCAGUAUUGACACGGAAAAACUUUUAAGUAACGUUAAAACGCAGGCUGAUUUAAACAACCUGCUUAAAUAUGCCAAAGGGAAUGACAAGUACGCCUUGUCUUGUAACAAUUUGAUUAACGUGGGUAAGAAGAAAGGUGGUGUUGGUUCUCACCCGAGCAUGAAUAACAUGUUAAAUAUGCGCUCAGAUGGCGUGUUUAACAAUGGUAUGGCAUCUGUGGGGGGGAUGGGUAACAUGGGGUGGAUGAAUCAGAAAGCUGGCGGAUUGACCGCGCAAGACUAUCUCUCUAUGUCCAGAAAUUUGAAUAUGCAGUGUAAUCCUCUGAAUAGCAGAGGAAACGCUUCGGAUGAUGAAGAAGAACUUAUGAAGGUGAUUAAGAAAAACAUCGAAACGUACAAAAUGAAUAACAUUAAAAAUAUGCUUAUAUCCUCCGUCUUCGGGAGAAUCAAGUGGCUUAAAAUAAUGAACGAAUCACCACACGCCUACCUUUAUGGACAUAGCAUAGUAAAAUUCGGAAAUAAAUUAUACAUGUUUGGAGGAACAAAUAGCAAGCACAAGAAGGUGCCUUUCAAUCAUACCCUCACAUUUAGUCUCAUUUAUUAUAACUAUAAAUUAUUGCCACUUGGUGGAAACUAUCCCGAAGAGAGAGAUGGACACACCACACACUUGAUCUCCUUGAAGACUGGAUUAGCUGUGUUUCUUUUCGGAGGUAGUAAUGAGAAUACCUAUUUUAAUGAUAUUUACACACUGGAUAUGGAAACCCGCAAAUGGAGCCAGAGAAUUACCAAGGGAAAUAUUCCUCUACCUAGGGAUCAACACUGUUCACUUGUAUACCCAGCUAAGAGUGAACAUGUUCGGGGGGAAAAGACCAAUCUAACAGAGGGAGUAAUAAUUUUUGGAGGAAAAUGUCUCUACAACAAUAAUAUCGUGAACCUCAAUGAUAUGUGGAUUUUUUUAUUCCAAAUAAAUAUGUGGGUUCGCAUCAAUUACUCCAGUGAAGAAUCUCCUAUUGGAAGAUAUGGUAUGAAUUUUGUUUGGUCAGACACAAAUACGUUAUGUCUAUUUGGUGGAGAGUACUUUGAUUCGAAUAAAAACUGUCGUGAGAGGAAGUUACUGGACGAUAUGUGGACCUUCCGUCUGAAUGCUGCCACCACAUCUAGUGUUUCCAACACACCAGGGGGAGUUACCAAUACUCCCUCACAUGUCGGUGCAGGUGGUGUAGGCAGUCUCAGUUCAUUAGGCCAAGUUGGUACCGUUGGCUCCGUUGGCAAUGUUGGCAAUGUUGGCAAUGUUGGCAAUGUUGGUAAUAUUGGUAAUAUUGGCAAUGUUGGCAAUAUUGGCGGCGCGGGCGGAGUGCCCACAAGCGGAGGUGCCUGCAGAAAUUUUAUAUAUAAUACUUCCAGUUCUAUAGAAGGACCUUUCUACAACAACGUAGAUAUAAUGCACGCUGAUUCGUUCAACAAUGGGAAUGCGCAGGCAGGUGGAAGCACUGCCAUCGGUGUUGGUAGCGAUGGAAUCAACAAACAGUUUUAUCAAAACAAUUUGGGCACGAGCCAGUCUAUAGAUAAGAGUAGUACGUGUGAAAAUUUAAACGGUCUAACGAAUAAUGCCUUGGUGGAGAAUGGCAUGCCGAACACAUCCUUGAAUUUAAAUGAUGAUAAAAACUCCUCAGAUAAUGAAAAGGAUCAGGUAAAUAAUAUGCUUAAGAGAAUAAAAAUAACGGGAGAAUGGAAAAGGGAAAUAUACGAAGGGAAGAUUGGUUGUAGGUCUAACUAUAGUAGUAUCUUCAUAACGCAGAGGCAUCAGGAUUUUAAGAGCGCGGAACCAAAGACUAUAGAAAAGUUGAUGUUGUUAUGUAGUGGAAUAACCUACAUGAAUAAGGACAAUCAGUUGAAAAUCGUUUCAAGUGACGAAAUAUAUGUUUACUUUUUUUCUCAAAAGAGAUGGUAUUUACUAAAGGGGAAAUUAUAUAAUGAAGAAUUUAUAUAUAAUGCUAGACAGAGGCAUGUAGGUUGUUUUUUCGAAUCAAAGAAUGUACUUGGAAGAGCGAAUAAGAAUCCUGUUCCUUGUAUAUUCAUCCAGGGAGGAUUUAAAAAAAACUCCAUCUUUGGAGAUGCCUGGUUAUUAUCUCUAACUGGAGAUAACCCACUUAGAAUUCAUGAGUAUGAUACAUCAAGGGAGAAAAUAUCCACCACGCAGAUGCCACUGUACUAUUUUAGGGAUACACAUUCGAUUAGCUUGUUAUACAGUUUUUGUACUUUGCAGAAAUGGCUCUUUGGUGCAUUCGCCAAUUUGGUUGAUAAUUGUGUGCAUGCGUUAAACCCAGCCGAAAAUGUUUUUAUAAAAUAUGAGUUGACACCGGAGCAUGAUGGAAUGUUGUCCAUUCAGGAUGACGGAGAAGGUCUCGACUUCAACGCCAUGAAUAGAAUUCUCAGGCUUUAUGGAAAUUACCGUAAUUAUGAUAAUAACAAUUCCUAUAAUGAAAACGACAUGGGAGCAUCUGUAAAGAAGCAUAACUUUCCCAAUAGCCAUUUUACAGGCAGUAGCAGAAUUGACGAUUCCGAUGAGGAUAGCGAUCCAGAUGUUGGUGAUCAGAAUAAAUCCAACGGGGAAGUGAACUCCAAGGAGAACGCUAGAGGGGAUGGUAAUUCUGGUAGUGCUGAAAAUACCACGCGGGACGGAAUCCAACAAGAAGGCGCCUCAGGAGAGAAUAGUAACCCCACUGGGGAAGAGGUGCAGACUGUCGGAAAUAAGAAUGAAAAAUCUACCGAGGGUGUUACUCAAAGGAGGAAGAAAAAAUGCUCCUUCAAUGACCAAUACUAUCAUAAAAAUUAUGAUCAAGAAUAUUUCUACAAUGAAAAUGCAAAUAGCAUUUUUGAUAUAAAAUAUGGAGUGGGUUUUAAAAUGUCUUUUGCUCGUAUCUCACACAGUUGUGCUAUAAUGUCCAGAACAAUAAAUACCAUCGGUAUAGGAUUACUCUCCCUAGAAUUAAUGAAUCACUGUGACGCCAAGGAGCUAGCUACUCCGUUGUGCAUGUGGAAAUUACCGAAUAAAGAAUUAAUAAAUAGAAAUAUUGCCAACAAGUCGGAGCAUAGACACCAUCAGAAGCUACUCAUGUCGUAUACACCAUUCAAUAGCCCCAGUCUCCUAGCCGAGCAGAUUAAUAUCCUUGGCACUUAUAGUGGUACGAGGUUACUAUAUUGGGAUUUUAGAGAUGACAUGGAUUUUAUUGUAUUUUCCCCCGCGAAUAAUAACAUCUACCUCAGCAGCUCUCCCCUCAGUAUUGACGAAAUUAAGUGUAGCAAAAAGAAGAGGGGAAUAACAGAUGGUGCAUCCAGCGGGGUGACUAACGGGGUGGACGAUUCCAGAAAACUUCACUGCAUAGAAGACAUUAAACUGAGCAACAGGGAAGUUAAGCGAAAGGCGCAUUAUAAUCAACACGAGGAGGAAACGGAAAAAUAUAAAAGGAGCAAGGUCGAUAAUGGCACGACUACAGAUGGAGAGAAGGACGAACAGGUUUCCCAAGUCGGAGAAAAGAACAACAACACACCACUGGUUAAGGAUGAGCAAGAAUGUAGUGCAGACGAUAAGAUGAAGGAAGACAGUGACAAGAAUAAGGAUCUCGACACAGACAACAAGGAUGAUACGAUUGCCCCUAUUGGUGACAUCGGUGAAGGUACUGCGACGGAUGACAUCAAAAAAGAUGAGGUGAGCGAACAAUAUCCCAAUGUUGUUGGUAGUUCCAAUGAUGUGGAUUCCGCUCCACAAGGAGGAGCAGACAAUGAUGGAGAUGGUAACUCAGCAGGGAACCAAAAGGAUGAAGGUAAAGUAGAAGGGGCAAAAGCAGCAACCCUCCCAAAGAGCAACAAAAGUAGGUAUUAUGAAAAGGAGGAAUUUAAACACAGCAAUGAUAUUUUGAAAAAGAUGAAUCUUUUCGAAUACAACUCACAUUUGAAUCCGUCCAUAUCGAAGGAGAAGUACAACGUUAGUCCCAUAUUCCCUUUAUGGGAUCAUCCCAAAGAUAGCAUCGACUAUUGCUUGUCUACUUAUUUGUAUUGGCUAUACCUGAGGAGAAGUACUAACAUUUUUCUCCAGAACACUUUGCUGAUACCGACCUGUAUGAGGAAAGACGAGCACACUACGAACGGAGGGGUACCAGAUGCCACAGGUACAUCUUCCACGGGUGCACAUAAGGGAAAGAGGACUAAGAAGGGAAAAAAAAUAAAAAAGGGAGUCACAAAAAAUGGAAAAACUGGUGCUGAAGCAGAGAAUACGACAAAUGCGGAGGAUGGAAAUUCAACUGUAGCAGUGAAGGGCGAAGUGAAUCAGGAUGUGAGGAAAGAAGGAGGAGUUGAUAACCUACCCAGUGGAAAGGAUACCGUAGUUGCUGCUAGGAAUGACGACCCAGGAAUAGAUAAAAACGGAGAUGAGAAUACCCAUCAAGGUAACAUGAUGAACGAUUUGAACAAGGAUGGAAUGCCUAGUGAGGUCCAUGUGAAAGAGGAACCUCAGGCAGAGGUGCCAGGUAGUAGUAAUAGUAGUAUCAACAAAGCCAGUGUUGAUAAUUUAGAAGUUCCUGGAGCAACGGAAGCGAGUAGUAAUGGUGAUAUAAAUGGAUGUAAGGGAAACAGUGGAAAGGGUUCAAACGAAGGAGAUAGAUGUGGAGGUGUGGAAGCCCCCUCUGGUCAAGCUGUCGGCAAUGUGGUGGAGAGCAACGUCGAGAUUAGUGCCAAGGAAGGCGAAACGAAUGAGGAAGAUGAUAGCGAAGUGGAUGAAAACGGGUUCACAAAACUGGAGAAAAAAAAACUGGAAGAAGCGUUAGAGUAUGGAAUAUCGCAGGAAGUGAAAAAACGCAAACAUGUACAUAGAAACGACUCGGAUGAUGAGGACGAUGAUGAAGAAAACGACAACGACGAUGAAGAGGAAGACGAUGAUGACGAUGAGGAGGAGGAUGAUGAAGACGAUGAUGAUGCAACGGAGGAGAAGGAUGAAGGCAAAGAAAAUGCGAACGCAAACACGAAUGCAAACGCGAACGCAAACGCGAAUGCAAACGUGAACGCAAACGUGAACGCAAACGUGAACGCCGCGGAAAAUUCUAACACCGUGGAGAAUGCACAGCAAGGAGAAGAGGCGAACACGGCGAAUCUACCAAAGGGCACGGAAAUCAAUGUCGGAGAGGCGACUCCAAAUGGAGAAUACGUCGGUGACGCGGAAAACACAGAGAAGGCACAAGAAACAAAGGAUGCAGAACUGAAUGACUCAACGCUUGUGAAGAAUCCAGAUGCAGCGGAAAAUCAAGAACAACCACCUGCCUCCUCCAAACCGACAUCCUUAAAAGAAGGAGGAAAAAGAAUGAAGAAGACAAAGAAUAAAAGGGAAAAAAACGAAAGCGGAGUGGGAGGAAGAAGAAGAGGAAAUCUUCAUCUCAUGAAUAAUAAUGAUUCGAAGAAUGAAGAAAAUGAAAAAGCACGAAAAGAAAAUUAUGUUAACGUAUAUAUGGACACACUAAAAAUAAAAGACGAGUACUAUAUAAAUAACACCCAUAAGUAUACUCUGUACAAUUUUCUAAGAAGAAAACUUUACAGGAUGGUUGAGUUCCAUUAUUUGUUCACGCCCUCUGAUUAUGAGUAUGGAUCAUUCAUUAUGAUGGGGUUCCUAAACGACAACACAAGUAGCAGUAUAGAAGUUAAUAGAGUUUGUGAAGCGGGAAUUCUCCUUUAUUACAAGAAUAGAUUAAUCAAACGAUUGGAUGCGCCCUUUAUAGACACUGCAUAUAAUUUGUCUCUUUCGAAAUACCCUCCGAACCCAUCUUUAUACGAAGGAAAUCUAUACAAGUAUGCUCUGACCGUCAUUGUGAAUGUACCCAAUUGGCUUAAGCCUUCCAUUAGCAAACAGGAAUUUGUCCAUGAGAAUAAUUAUGCCUUCCUGCUGUUUAAAAAGAAACUGGUGAGUUUGAUUAAAUACUACCUGUGCAUCUGUGAAGACACGGCUAAGCUAACCAAGUGGAGAGAAUCCCGCGACUUUAAAUUGAAGAGGUACCUUGAAAAUAUGCAGUAUAGUAACAAACCAUCCAAAAAUUACUCCGACAAUGAAUAUGAGAAGGCCUACAAAAUAGUGCACACUGAUAAAGGUAAAAAGAGAAAUGAUCAGGAGGAGGUUGUGUCUCAUAAGGAAGGAGAAUCACAAAGGAGGGAACGCGGAACAGCACAUCUACCCAGAUGUGGUGAAAGCAGAACCCACGAGGGAAAGAGAAGGAGGGAGUUGGUUAAUGCACCACAAGUGGUAGAAGCUGAUCAUUCGGGAAAUGCGGCAGGUGCAUCCACUGGGGAUAAAGUCGAAGACAGUUGUUCCAACUUAAAGGAGGAAGAAGAAGAAAAAGAAACCGCAGAGAAGGAUAUUCCCGGUGAGGAGAAAGAAGCGGUAAAGAAUGAUAUGCCACCCGAAGAGGAAGGCGAGGAAGGCGAGGAAGGCGCUGUGGAGGACGAAGGAAUGAAUGAGCAGUAUUCACAUAAAUCGAAAGAGGAAACGAAGCAACACUCCCAAGGGGAAGAUGAUGAAGAGGAUGAUCACGACGAUGAAGAGGGCGAAGAUGAUGAAGAAUAUGUGCCGGAGGAAGACGAAGAGCAGAGACACGCCGAUGCAGAGGAGGAAGAGCACAACGAAGAGGAGGAUCAGAAUGAUAAAGUCGAAUACGCCGAAGAGGAUGAAAUGAAGGAGAGAAAGAAACAAAAAACCAGUCACGGAGAAGUUGACGAUGAUGACCAUGGUGAGGGGGAUGAUGAAGCGGACGAUGAAGUAGAUGAGGAGGAGGACGGCGAAAAGGAUGGUGAAGAAGUUGAAGUUGAAGAAGAAGAAGAGGAAGAAGAAGGACAUGUUGAAGAAGAACAGGAGGAAGAUGAGGAAGAGUACGAUCCAGAAGAGGAGGAUGAAGAGCACAAUGAAAUGGUUAAGGUUGUAGAGGACGAAGAUGAGGAAAAGGAAAACUUCAACAACUCCCACGAAGAUGGGAAUGAAAUGGAGGAGGAAAAUUACGCCGACGACUGGAGCAGUUAA
Molecule: messenger RNA, 9033 nt
Organism: Plasmodium knowlesi strain H
Lineage: Eukaryota; Apicomplexa; Aconoidasida; Haemosporida; Plasmodiidae
Product: MORC family protein, putative
Exons: 1
Coding region: 1-9033 (3010 amino acids)
Molecular function (GO): protein binding
Source: RefSeq, a predicted model, not a curated record